Molecule: messenger RNA, 705 nt
Organism: Budorcas taxicolor (takin)
Lineage: Eukaryota; Metazoa; Chordata; Mammalia; Artiodactyla; Bovidae
Gene: HAUS2
Product: HAUS augmin like complex subunit 2
Exons: 6
Coding region: 1-705 (234 amino acids)
Biological process (GO): microtubule nucleation; spindle assembly; centrosome cycle
Cellular component (GO): HAUS complex; mitotic spindle microtubule; centrosome
Source: RefSeq, a predicted model, not a curated record
AUGGCCGCGGCGAACCGCUGGGACCCGGCUACCGCGUCAAACGCUGCUGGGCUACUGCUGGGCCAUUUCGUUACAUCGGAGUUGGUUACUGAGGAAAUGUUAAAUAUAUCUAAGAAAUCAACUUCUUGCUUUGUGAACUUCUCCAGACUACAGCAGAUCACAGAUAUUCAAGCUGAAAUCUACCAGAAAAACCUGGAAAUUGAACUCCUAAGCCUAGAAAAAGAUGCAGCAGAUGUUGUCCAUCCUUCCUUUUUGGCUCAGAAGUGUCAUAGUCUGCAAAGCAUGAAUAAUCAUUUGGAAGCAGUGCUAAAAGAAAAGCGGUCCCUCAGGCAAAGACUGUUGAAACCCAUGUGCCAAGGAAACUUGCCUGUUGAAGCUGUUUAUCACAGAUACAUGGUGCAUUUGCUGGAAUUGGCAGUAACUUUCAUUGAGCGAUUAGAAGAUCAUCUUGAAACAAUUAGAAAUAUCCCUCAUUUAGAUGCAGAUCUAAAGAAAAUGAGCACAGCUUUAGCAAAGAUGGAUAUUUUGGUGACUGAGACAGAAGAACUGGCAGAGAAUGUACUCAAGUGGCGAGAACAACAAAAGGAAGUUUCCUCUUAUAUCCCCAAAAUAUUAGCUGAAAAAAAUUCUCUUCAUAAACAUGUUAUAGUGCCUCCUUUACCUCUUACUUCUAAAGUUAAUGUUCAAACUAUUAAUGCCAAGUAA